Messenger RNA from Podarcis muralis (Common wall lizard), 2017 nucleotides. RefSeq names its product lipopolysaccharide induced TNF factor (gene LITAF). NCBI's taxonomy places the organism in Eukaryota, Metazoa, Chordata, Lepidosauria, Squamata, Lacertidae. Gene Ontology annotation, molecular function: zinc ion binding. Gene Ontology annotation, cellular component: nucleus; cytoplasmic side of lysosomal membrane; cytoplasmic side of late endosome membrane. The record is from RefSeq and is a predicted model, not a curated record. Gene Ontology annotation, biological process: regulation of cytokine production.
UGUGGCUGACCGCCGCCCCCGCCCCCCCCCACGAAGGCACCCAAAACCUCCCGGCGCUUCCUCGACUGCUCAACAAGCCCAGCGGACACAGCAGAGCAGCUCCACCCAACUAGGGCAGAAAAAUGGAUCCAUCCGCUCCUGGCUUUCAGGGGGCCCAGCCUCCUCCUUACACCGAGACAACCGGCAUCCAUUCUGCUCCGUACCCCCAGCCCUAUCCCGUCCCGGGGCCUGGACCAAAUAUGAAAGGCCAACAGGCACCGCCAUAUGGCAUGCAACCUGGAGUCAUAGGAGGUCCCCAGCCAGUUACUGUUCAGACGGUUUACGUCCAGGCACCGCUGGUCUUCCACGACCGUCCCGUCCAGAUGAACUGCCCUGCGUGUCAAAAAACCAUUUUGACGCGCCUCUCGUACACCUCUGGGGCGCUGACCUGGCUGGCUUGUGGCGGCCUCUUCCUGGUGGGGUGUGUCGCUGGCUGCUGCCUCAUCCCCUUCUGCGUGGAUUCGCUUCAAGACGUUGACCACUACUGUCCCAGCUGCAACGCUCUUGUCGGCACCUACAGGCGUCUCUGAGCAACAUUAGGCGCGCGCUUUUUAAAAUAUAUGCUUUUUUUCCUUUUCUGGAGUUUAUGGAAAUAAUUUUUUCCGCUGUGCCUUUUUUUGCCUCUGAAGAUUUCGGUGCAAGAAGAACCUUUGGCCAAGAAGUGGGAUGUGUUCCUCCAGCCUCACGUCCAACAAGUGCAUGUUCUUUCUUGCAAAAAUCAUGCCUGCAUUGUCCACGGAAAAGUGUCGAACUGGUGCAGCGUCUUAAUUCAUCUUUGCGCUUUGGCACUCUCCCCCAUUCUCCUCCUAUUUUGGCAUUAAGAGGAAGCGUUGCAAUUGGAAACCUCAAUGAUAUUUCUCUCUCUCUCUCUCUGUUUGUGUGUGUAAAUUGCUAAGGCCUUUUAUGCAGCCUGAAGAGACAUUUGGUUCCAAAAUUCUCUCUCCCUGGGGAAUGUUGAUGAGGUCCCUGUGAAAAAAUAAAUCCCGUUUUUUAAAGGUAGCUUCUAACAAAAUGAGGCACUUCAGGGCUUCUGUAGCAACUGAUUUGAAGUUGGUGGCCAGGUUUUUUAAUUUUGCAGGGGUCCUCAGAACCUCAGCUUGCCUCUUCAACUUCAGAGACCCCUGGUAGUGCCCUUGUUUGCUACCCAGGCGCUCCAAAAUCUGUUUUUGUAUUCAUUUGGAGCUUUAUAUAAGUGCUUCGAGAUUUCCGAAGCAAUUUUAAAUUAGUGCCGAGAAGUAAAUGUGAGGAGAUAGGUUCCAGGCCUAGAAUUUUGUCUUUCUGACCCAAAUGAUCAUCUUUCUGCUAAGAGUCAAAGAUCUCAGUGCCUCAGAUCCUUCCCUCCUUUUUACAUGUUUGGCUAGAACAGGACCAGCUUCUGAUAUAUCCAUAGAGUAUAGAGCAAAUCUUAGGGAAAAUAAUGUCCAGAUAGGUGAUCUAGAUAAACCGAUGCUGUGAAUGUUGAGGCUAGAUUCUCUGUUGGGGUGGCUAUCGGAAAUUUCCUGCCCCGGUGACCCGACAGGAGAAAACCUCUGCUUUUCUUUCGUCCCCACGGGCAAGUUGCAGGCCAGGCGAGCAGCUGCCAAACGAGUUCAUCAUAAGCGCCCUUUGAAAGCAGAUGUAACAAUGAUGGAGAUACUUGAAACCUGCUUCUAAUCUGAACUAAAAGUACAACGCAUUAGAGAGCUGAAGACUCACCUGCAGGAAUUGUGGGUAGUAGCAUUGGAUAGAUGCUUUUAUUUCUUUUUGAAUGAGCAGGAUGCAGCUUGCAAAAGACUCUUAGCUCUGCCGCUGCAGAUCUGGGCAAGUUUACCUACACCAGAUUUGCCCCACCUAAGCCUGGAAGGAAAGCAGACCGCUGGAGAUUUUUAAAUACAUUGUUUUUUGGUGUGUGUUUUAUUUUGCAUAGGCUAUACACACGUGAUCUAGUUUGAAUUAAACAACCGUUUCGUCCUCUAAAUAAAAAGGUGCAUCUUGUAAA